GCUCGAUCAAAGAAGUGAAUUUACAGCUAGCAAUCCCUAAUAGAACUCUAUCGCAAUGCCUAUUGGAAAGAUUAACUCAACUUCUGGCAAGGGCGCCGACUACUCAGCUGGAAGCCAGAACAUUCAGCACACCGUGGAACAAAGUGGUGGCAAGGCACAAGUUGGGUACCAGAAGACCUCUGCACAGCAUACCUACGGAGCUGGAGCAUUGAAUAUCAAAGCAAGUACAGAAGUGCCAAAAGUCAAAGAGAAUUUGGUCUAUGGAAAGGCUGAUGGGUCUGGUACUUCACAGUAUGGGACUGGAGCUAUGGGCAUCGAGUCUGCUGUAAAUGCCCCCAAGAUUAAGCAUGAAGGGCUUUCUGCUGUGGAUAAGACGGUAGAGCAAGUUCACAAUGCAUAGAAGAAGUUGCAACUUUAUAUAAAACUUUUGUAUUGUGCUGUGUAGUUAGAGGCAUAAACUUGAAGUCGUACACUUAUAGCUCAGGUAUUCUGUUGUUUUUCGUUGAUGUCUCAAACACGUUUUGCAUUUUAAUACACGAUUAAAUAGCUAGUGUUUCUGUUUUCUUUGUGCUGUCACCCUGUGCUUUUGGUGUCCAACGAUAAUUAUUUAAAAACAAA
This is a messenger RNA of Halichondria panicea, 618 nucleotides long. RefSeq lists its product as uncharacterized. Lineage: Eukaryota; Metazoa; Porifera; Demospongiae; Suberitida; Halichondriidae. The record is from RefSeq and is a predicted model, not a curated record. The coding region runs from base 56 to 400 and encodes 114 amino acids. The transcript has 2 exons.